AUGAAAAAUAAGGAUAGGAACAUCUUUGUCUUGUGCCUUCAAACUUCAAAGAAUCUGGGUCCUGCAGCACCCUCUUUCUCGCGUUAUACUAUUUUUUCAUUCACCCUUCCAUGCAUAUACUUCUCCGGUUAUGAAAAGAUGAUUGCUCUUAAAUCCAUUCAUCCUUCCUUCAAACCUAGCAACAUCAAGAAUAACAUCCACUGCACAAGAAUCCUCAACGCAAGAGGUUCUAUUCUGUGCCUAUGCAAGUCCAAUGAGUCGGACUCUCAAUCUCCCCAACCUGGAGACAUUCGUAAACAAGAACUGCUAGCCCAAAUUGUCAUGCUUGAAGCUCAAAAAUUCCGUCUGGUAGAUUAUAUAGAUGAGAAAUCUGCCUAUUUAACCCGGUUUGGUGAAAAAGCAAACGCUGAGUUCAACAAGAUUGAAGAUGAUGCCCUCAAAGGAUUAGACGAAGCUGGUGCCAGGAUAACAGCAAACAUUGAGAGCCAGAUGCUAGAAUUCGAGGAAUCUGCAGAAGUUAACAGACAAGAGAUUCAGAAGCGGGAAAUUGAACUAGAGGAGUUUGAAGUUCAAAUGGAAGACGGCAGAAACGAAGGGCUAUUCUUUAAGAACCUGAAAAAGAAGAUACCUGUUGAUAAAGCAAAAGCCAAGGAGGAGACCGAAAAAAUCAAAGAUUUAACUAGAAAAAAGGCUAGUAGCAGAACCAGGAAAAGCAUUUACCUUGUCUUCAUUGGCCUGCUGACCUUUCUAAUAGUGGAUUCUAUUGCCUCAUCAUUAGCUGAUUGGAGAAAAGUAGCAAUUCUUGGAGCUAUUGUGGUGGCUUUGACUUCUCAGUUCAUCUAUGAAACAAACAUGUCAUCAGAAACUGGAACAACAAGAAAGACUAACAGGGAAGAGAAAAAUAACUGA
Molecule: messenger RNA, 909 nt
Organism: Lotus japonicus
Lineage: Eukaryota; Viridiplantae; Streptophyta; Magnoliopsida; Fabales; Fabaceae
Exons: 2
Coding region: 1-909 (302 amino acids)
Cellular component (GO): chloroplast
Source: RefSeq, a predicted model, not a curated record